AGAUUUAGCUUCUUCGAGAACUCCCUGUGGACCAUCAACCAGAAGCUCUCCAACAUCCUGGGCGAGAGCUUCAGUGAACGGGAGCCGGAGCAGCAGCCGUCCAUUGGGAGUGUAGAGUCAAAGGUCGUCCGGGUUCAACAGGCGUUCCGUGAGAUGGAAAGCAAGCUGGCCCACAUGCAGAGCGACAAGGAGAAGGCCUUGACCUUGCUGUUCCACGACAAGAAGACGAUGAACUUCACCCUGCUGCACGGCGUGCAGAAGUUCGUCAUGCAGGAGCAGAGAUACAAGUAUUCCCUGCUCAAAGACAUCGAUCGCUUGUCGAGGAAGCUCAGAGGUAUCAGCAGCAGGUGUCCGACGUCAGGUCUCUUCGCUCUCAGACAGUCUGCCGUCACAGGUAAACCCAAGCCGGAGACCAUUGACUACCGUUUCCUUAGCAACCACAUCUCCCUGCUGGAGGCGGAUGCCGAGCACAUGCAGAAGAAGAUAGGAUGGAAGGACGCCGAGAUCAAAUCUUUACAGGGGGAGGUCGUCGCCCUCAGGAAACGUUUUAAUUGUCCACGUGAUGAGGAUGCGAAUCAACAAUUCGAAGCGCAAUGCGAUUAACCUGAUGAAUGAACCCUUCCCCGUCCUUCUCUUCAACCACCGAGAAUUGGCGAGAAUGUUCGAGAUUUUACUUUUGAAGUCAACGACCUACACAUUACAGCACAUUAAACACUUAUGGUCGUUCUUCAGCCAUUUUAUUUUUUUUAAAGCUUUAUUUUAUACACUUUUUUUUACAAAUUUAAAAUGAGCCUUUUGAUAAAUAUUUACCAAAUAUUAACCAAAGUGUACUACAUUUUAAUUAUUAAAGAAAUU
Physella acuta is the source of this 855-nucleotide messenger RNA. RefSeq lists its product as uncharacterized. The record is from RefSeq and is a predicted model, not a curated record. Lineage: Eukaryota; Metazoa; Mollusca; Gastropoda; Physidae.